AUGGCUGAAGAUAGAAAAGAUGCUCAAAAUACUGAAUCGACGUCGACUAUAACCCCUAGCCUUCCAAGUAACGUACCACCAACCAAAAUUGAUAACUGCAAGAUCAAAGACGCGAUAAUCUCUCACGGGUGUUUCUUGCGGGAGUGUAUUGUGGAACACUCGAUUGUUGGCGAGAGGUCACGGUUAGAUUUCGGUGUUGAGCUGAAGGAUACGUUAAUGAUGGGGGCAGAUUAUUACGAAACAGAAUCCGAAAUUGCAUCUCUUCUGGCUGAUGGAAAAGUGCCAAUAGGGAUUGGACAGAACACAAAAAUUAGCAACUGCAUUAUUGACAAGAAUGUAAGGAUAGGGAAAGAUGUCAUUAUCACGAACAAAGACGGAGUUGAAGAAGCAGAUCGGCCCGAGGAAGGGUUCUACAUUAGGUCCGGGAUUCCGGUUAUAAUGGAGAAAGCAGUGAUCAAAGAUGGAAUAGUUAUAUAAUGAGAGCAGAGCAGCCAAACAUGGUUGGAGAAACAUAUGCAGAGAAUUAUGUUUCCAUCUAGGAUAGCUGAGGUUUUUCAUCUCCGGAAAACCAGGUUUUGUGCAUUCUUUCCAGUGUACAAGUGCAAGUCAGAUAUAUGGUUUUCUCUUUCUUUUUGGUUGUAAAAUUAUCCAAAUUUAUAUCAAGAAUAAUCCAGGAGCUAAAGGCCUGAGCUAUACUCAUAAAAUGUAGCAUCACCCCCCUCUCCCUUUGGUCGAGCAAUUUCAUACCUUCUAUGAACUCUACUUAUUAUUCAAACAGAAAUCUCACCUUCUAUGAA
Messenger RNA from Ipomoea triloba (trilobed morning glory), 797 nucleotides. Its product is annotated as glucose-1-phosphate adenylyltransferase large subunit 1-like. NCBI's taxonomy places the organism in Eukaryota, Viridiplantae, Streptophyta, Magnoliopsida, Solanales, Convolvulaceae. Bases 1 to 477 code for a protein of 158 amino acids. Gene Ontology annotation, molecular function: glucose-1-phosphate adenylyltransferase activity. The record is from RefSeq and is a predicted model, not a curated record. The transcript is spliced from 6 exons. Gene Ontology annotation, biological process: glycogen biosynthetic process.